GAAAGUGCAAUGGCGAUAUUUGACAGUAACAGUCGACGCUUUGUGAAAUCACACCUCUAUUAUGUGGCUAAUGCUGAAGAAAAUACAUCACAUCUGCUGCAAAACCAGAGUUAAUACCUGCACCUUGCGCGAACGUCACUUCGGGUGGGAAAGUGGUUGUACAGCCUGUGCAUAUGAUGACAGUUUAGACUAAACGCAGACAGGAUGGCCACACAAGAACCGUCCCCUCCCUCUUCCAUGGAGAGCAAUAAACCUGGGUUCCCCAAAAAAAUACUGGGCAACAAACUGGAGGACAAGCAUCUGUGCAACUGCUGCCACAACAUCCUCAGACGACCUGUUCAGGCCCAGUGUGGACACCGCUUCUGUUCCUAUUGCUUCAGCAGGACAGUCAGCAAUGGGCCACAGAAAUGCAAUGCAUGUAUCAAAGAAGAUAUAUUUGAAGAGUCUACAUCAAUUCUGAAACAAGGAUGUGCUUUUCCAGACAAUGCUGUUCGGAGAGAAGUUGAAAGCCUAUCCGCAGUUUGUGUCAAUGACAACUGUACUUGGAAAGGCAGUAUCAAAGAAUAUGAACUGACCCAUGAAGGAAAGUGUGAGUACAUGGUCAUCCCCUGCCCCUCAUGUAAAGAACGAAUACGCUUCAAUGAACAAGAGCGGCAUAAUGAACGUGAAUGCCCAGAGAGGACACUCAACUGCAAGUACUGCAAGGAACCAUUUCACUUUAAAAAUAUCAAGGCCCAUGAUGAGAUCUGUCCCAAGUAUCCAAUGAUCUGUGAAGGCUGUGCCAAAAAGAAAAUACCUAGAGAAAAGUAUGUGGACCAUAUUAAGUUUUGCAGCAAAUUCCGAACUCCCUGUCGAUUUCAUGUGGUGGGAUGUGAUAUGUCUGUAGAGAAAGAAAAGAUCCAUGACCAUGAGCGUGCCUAUGCCUAUGAGCAUCUCAAUCUCCUUCUUCACUACAUCAUGGGUAUGAAAGUCAGCAUGGAGGGCUUACAGCCUCAGGGUCUGGAGGUAGCUGGGCACAAAUUGGUGGAGCUCCAGCAGUCCCUGAAGGAGCUUGAGGCCAGAGUGUCCCAACUUAGUAUCACCACUGUUCCUCCCGUGCAGGGAGCGACUGCCUCCUCCUCAUUGUCCACCUCUGGCCCCUCUGGACCAGCUGCCUCUGCCCCUCUACCCCCUCCCCCAACUCUGGCUCCUACACUAUCUGUGUCCACAUCCUUUACCCCCUUGCCCAGCUCAGUCGGGGCAGCCCUGGAGCUCCAGCUCCACAAUGAGAAGACCAAAGUGGCCGAACUGGGACGGAGAUGCACUGAACUGGAAGUCAAGUCUGGUACUUUUGAAAAUGUGGUCUGCGUUCUGAACCGAGAGGUUGAGAGAUUUGCAACUACACUGGAAGCUAGCAAUCGACAACAUAAAUUAGACCAAGAUAAAAUUGAAGCUCUCAGUAAUAAGGUGCGACAGCUAGAGCGAACUGUGGGACUCAAGGAUCUGACUGUGGCUGAGAUGGAGGGCAGAUUACGAGAGAUGUCUGCCACUACGUUUGAUGGUGUGUUUAUCUGGAGAAUUUCUGAUUUUGCAAAAAAGAGACAAGAUGCAAUUGCUGGACGAGCCCCCGCCAUGUUCUCACCAGCUUUUUACACAAGUAAGUAUGGCUAUAAGAUGUGUCUGCGGAUUUAUCUGAAUGGAGAUGGAACAGGACGUGGCAGCCACUUGUCCCUGUUCUUUGUUGUGAUGAGGGGACUGAGCGAUGCUCUGCUCAAAUGGCCUUUCAAUCAGAAGGUGACACUGAUGCUGCUGGAUCAGAGCAACAGAGAGCACAUUAUAGAUGCUUUUCGGCCUGAUGUCACUUCUUCUUCCUUCCAGAGGCCCGUGAGUGAAAUGAACAUUGCCAGUGGAUGUCCACUCUUCUGUCCUCUCUCCAAACUUGAUGCCAAGAACUCGUAUAUUCGUGACGACACUAUCUUCAUCAAGGCAAUCGUAGACCUAACAGGCCUCUAGGUGAAGCUUCAUUGUGCCGCCUGCACUUGAGCAGCUCUCUAACCAGUAAUGCUUUAUUUUGGUUCAAUCAUAAACCAGUAUUAAGGUUACAAACAUACUUGCUAGUGUGUGUUGCAACUUGUUCCAUUCUGAUGGUUUUACAUAGAGACAUUUUAAAAUGACUGUCAUUGCUGUACAUCUCUGGUGUAAAGUAGAGAUGUCUCUUAUCACCAUCAGCUGCACUAGAUUCUAUAAAAUCUGUAUCAGCAUCAGCCAUGACAAAAGGUCAGUUGGUCAGUCUCUAGUGCAAAGUUUGUCUUGUCUUUUGGCAUUGAUGGUGCAUCCAUUAGGUGUAACAUGUCACAUUUUUUGGCACAAAAGCAAGUUCUGUGGCAAUGAGGAGUAUAGCUGUAAAUCAGUGUAAAGGAACGUGUGCAGUUUGAGUAGAUAUUGUUCUGGAUUGUAGUUUAUACUAAUGCCAACUUGUUGUAGAGUGUGGCUUUAAAAAUUAGCUUUAUUUUCAAAUUGUGUAUAUGUCAUGUAUUUUUUAGUUCCCUUGUUGGAAUUUGCAUACACAAACGUGGAGUUAUGUUUUAAGAAGAAUUGGCAUUUUUGCAGAAAAUGCAUGAUGCUUGUACUUUAUGAAUGAAAUAUUUUUUUUUGCGUUGAGUCAUCUUUAUGAAGGUUCCUUUAUGGUUGACUUGUGAAUUAGCCAUCUGUGAUGGUGGACAUUGCCUGCAUAUCUUUCAACCCAGGCUUUUACAUGUAAAGUUAGUGUUGAGUAUUUGUUUCCAUUUAGGGGUUGGUGGUUCUGAUUGGUGGUUUGGUACAUCUGUGGAAGAUAACAGUGGAGUUACCAAGGAGUCAGGGCAGCUUGCCAGCCAAGCCUGAGGCAUUCAAGCUUCAUGUGUUUUUGUCUCUGACAAACAUGCAUAGCUUACGUUUUCCUGGGAUAUGCUCACUAGCUCACAUCUCAAACACAUAUGUGUGCCCCACCAGACUGAGAUUACUACAGAUUCCACAAAGUGAAGGAAUAGUUUCAUCUUUAUUUUCAGUCCAUACUGUAAAAGCUUAAACAUGAAGUGUCUCAGUCACAAGAGAAAACUUGUGUGAAGGUAUAAUAUGUGUCAAUUAAAUUAUACAUGAAGUAUGUUUGUUGAGGUUGAAAUGGUUACAUAGUUUUUAAAUACUUUAGAUUGUAAGUUAUUAAUGUUAAGGAAAGGCCAUUGUUGGUGUUUUAAAUCACAGACAUAUGUGAAACUAUAAAGUGUUUUUGCUUAACUACUGCUCUAAGUGUUUUCACACCAAAAUAAUCAAAUGGAUAGAAUUUUGCUUUUUAUAUCUUGUUACAAUAUAUAUAUAUUUUUUAAAUUCCUGCCAUUUCUCUAUUUGCCCACCAGAGAUCGCUGUUGUUCUGCAGCCUGCAUGCUGAUGUACAGUUCUUACUGGCCUGUUUGAAAACCAGUCUCGACCUGUAUUGAACUCUCUCUGUGCAUGGGAGGCUUCAAUUCACAAUUCACUAGAGUUUCACAUUGGUUUACCUUGUGAGCCAGGUGUGAAAGCAUUUACAUCUAUUUCUUUGAAUAAAAAUACAUAAUUAUAGAAUAGUUAUUGUGUUAUAUCUGGCUGGGUAACUGUUAUACAGUUUGCCAGCCUAUAUUUAUAGAAACCUAUAAUAAUGUAUCUCUCAUAUAAUAAUGUCCAAACAAUCUAUAUAUCAAUGUUAAUAUACACAAAAUGUUAUAAUAAGCAUAGUAUUACUAAAUACCUUAUUAAUCUAUAUCUAUAUACCAGUGUUUUGUUUGUCAAGAUGGUUGGAACAGGCCAGCACAACACUUUUACAAAGCAAGUUUGUGUAAAUGCGGAAUGAGUGCAAUAUGUUAUUAGUAUUAUAACAGUUUUGAUGACCAGUUUGUUUUUUUUCUCAACAUUAUUGUGCAUAAACAGAAAAUGUGCUGCAUUUGUGCAUUAAUAUAACUACCAUCAGAAACAAAAUAUUUCCAAGCUAAGAACUUUUGCAAUUUGGAAAUGUGAUGAUUUUUUUGUUUUGUUUUGUUUAUUGUAAUACAGGGUUUAUGUUAACGAACAGCAAGUUGCUGUUUUUUCAAAAAAAUAGAACUUCUGUGUAACAAUUGAGCUUAGUAUUCUGUGUGAUUGAACUUUGUAAUGUUAUGUGCCAAAUAUCUUUAUAUAAUAUUUUAGACCGUGUGCAUGUCCUUCUGUGUUGCACUGAGUUGCUGCUACUGUAAGCUCUGAGGGGGAAAUUGGGGGGCUUUUAAAUGGAGACCAAGGUUUUUGAAUGUAUAUUAUUAACAUUUUUACUAAAGCUCUGUUGUGUUGUGUCGAUAACUUGAAUAACAGUUUAUUUGUGCACUUUCAGUUGUGUGUACAAACAGGGUAUUUUGAGUAAUCAUUUUGGAUGACCAUGUACCUUGAAAUUAGAGCCAUAUAUUCUUAUGUUGAUAUUUGAUGUAUUAUAAAGUAC
Boleophthalmus pectinirostris (great blue-spotted mudskipper) is the source of this 4456-nucleotide messenger RNA. Its product is annotated as TNF receptor-associated factor 2-like. Gene Ontology annotation, biological process: regulation of apoptotic process; positive regulation of JNK cascade; positive regulation of canonical NF-kappaB signal transduction. Gene Ontology annotation, cellular component: cytosol; plasma membrane signaling receptor complex; cytoplasmic side of plasma membrane. The transcript is spliced from 11 exons. Lineage: Eukaryota; Metazoa; Chordata; Actinopteri; Gobiiformes; Gobiidae. The record is from RefSeq and is a predicted model, not a curated record. Gene Ontology annotation, molecular function: ubiquitin protein ligase binding; tumor necrosis factor receptor binding; ubiquitin-protein transferase activity. Bases 205 to 1992 code for a protein of 595 amino acids.